Messenger RNA from Telopea speciosissima, 1411 nucleotides. RefSeq lists its product as uncharacterized. The record is from RefSeq and is a predicted model, not a curated record. NCBI's taxonomy places the organism in Eukaryota, Viridiplantae, Streptophyta, Magnoliopsida, Proteales, Proteaceae. Bases 26 to 1309 code for a protein of 427 amino acids. The transcript has 7 exons.
AGAGAAAGAGAGAGAGAGUAGAAUCAUGGGGGACAAGUUUAUGGUGCAUGGGUUGAGAUUGAAAGAGAAAAAUAUUUUAUGGGGAAUGGUUUUUCUCAUUCUUAUUCAUGGAAUAGUUGAUGGAAGGUUUGUGCAUAGAAAGAACUUGUUGGAAAUUGAUAAGAAGUUAAAGCAAAUCAAUCGAUCUGCAGUGAAGAGCAUUCAGAGUGAAGAUGGAGAUAUUAUUGAUUGUGUUGAUAUCUACAAGCAACCUGCUUUUGAUCAUCCUGCACUAAGGAAUCACACUAUUCAGAUGAGACCCAGUUCUUAUCCAGCCUUUGAGACAAAUGUGAAGAAAGAUGAGGUUCAUGGAGCAUUAGAGGCAUCACAGCUAUGGCUUAAGAGUGGAAGUUGCCCAGAAGGAACAAUCCCUAUUCGCAGAAUCCGCAAGCAAGACCUUCUCAGAGCAACUUCUCUUGAAGAAUUUGGAAGGAAGAAACCAAGUUUUUCUACUAUAGCUAGAGACACUCACCAAAAUGGUGGCAAUUCAAUAAAAUCUUAUAAUAAGGGAGCCAAUCAUUCGGUGGCAAUACUGUUUGCCCAAGGUAUUGCAUACUUAGGAGCUGCAGGAAAAAUAAAUGUCUGGAAUCCUAGUGUUGCAUCAGACGACGAAUUUAGCGCUGCUGAGAUCGCGCUUACUAAUGGACCUUACUAUGAUUUUGAAAGUGUUGAAUCUGGAUGGGUGGUGAACCCGAAGGUUUAUGGGGAUAGAAGUACACGGUUUUUUGCAUAUUGGACUGCUGAUGCAUCAAUGAAGACGGGUUGUUUCGACCUCACCUGUCCUGGAUUUGUUCAAACUAGCAAAUCAGUAGCCCUUGGUUCUGUUCUUGAUCCUGUUUCAGCCUUAAAUGGAGCUCAAUUUGAGAUAUCUAUUUACAUUCAUUUGGAUGUAUUCACUGGAAAUUGGUGGUUGAAAUAUGGAAACAUCGAAGUAGGAUAUUGGCCCAAGAAAUUAUUUGUGGGAUUAAGCUCUAUGGCUGCUUCAGUUGAGUGGGGAGGUGAAGUGAAGAGCUCACAUAUAGGGCAGACUCAUCCUCAUACAGCCACAGACAUGGGGAGUGGAAGGUUCAUAGGCUCGGGAUGGGGCUAUGAUUGCUUCAUUAGAAAUAUAAGGAUUCUGGAUAACUCACUUACUUUGAAGUUCCCCCCUAUAAAUUACCCUUACACAGAUGAAUAUACCUGUUACGACAUCUAUUACCGGAGAUACGAUGUAACUGAUCCUGAAUUCUACUUUGGAGGGCCAGGUUACGACGAAUUGAGAUGUCCAUGAGUAAGAUCAAACUAGUUUUAGUAUCAGUUAGUUUCAAUCCCUGAUAUGUUUGUUUGAAGCUUAAGACUUUGUAGUAGUAACUGGGAUCCUAUUAUUAGUUUC